AUGGCAAGUGAAGAGGCAUGGAAAGGAGAAGAGUGGGGUGUGACUUACUUCCUCCCGAGAAAGCCAUGGCCUAAGGCUCUUGCCUUGUAUGGAAGUUUCAUACUUGGUGGGAUUGGUGCUGGUAUGCUUCUUGAAGCUUGGAUCAACAACAAAGUCAAACAAGAUGGUGGUGUCAUUUGGGAAUUCGACAAGUGA
Arabis nemorensis is the source of this 195-nucleotide messenger RNA. Lineage: Eukaryota; Viridiplantae; Streptophyta; Magnoliopsida; Brassicales; Brassicaceae. The record is from the annotation of a GenBank genome assembly.